Molecule: messenger RNA, 567 nt
Organism: Diaporthe citri
Lineage: Eukaryota; Fungi; Ascomycota; Sordariomycetes; Diaporthales; Diaporthaceae
Exons: 2
Coding region: 1-567 (188 amino acids)
Source: RefSeq, a predicted model, not a curated record
AUGGCACCCGUCAUAACCCUAGUCAGACACGCGCAAGGUUUCCACAACCUGUACCGCCAGCAGUAUCGCGAUGACCAAACACUUAUUGACCCGACGCUCACGGAACUUGGGAAGAACCAAUGCCUCGAUGUUCGCAACCAAUUCCCUCACCACGCCAAGAUUGCGGCCAUGCCCGAGGUUACGGCGAAUGCCGCUGAGGGCUGCAACCGCGGGCACGCACCGGAAGAGAUCAUCGCAUGGGCCAAGGAGACCUUCGGAAGCGAUGUUCUCGAUGAGGAGAGUUUCCGAUGGCUGGUCCCUUACUGGUACAAGAAGUCGGAAGGUCUGUAUGAACACAACGAAGAGAAGCUGAGGAUGCGCGCUUCGGUGGCCCGCCAAAUUAUUCAGAAGGAGGCGAGCUCUGCUGGCGAUGACUCUCACAUUGUUGUUGUUAGCCAUUGGGAAUUUUUGCCAUAUCUCGUGGGAGACGACAAUCCCGGGCCUCAAUGGAAGAACGCCGAGUGCCGUUCAUACACCAUUGAGGCUCGAGCGGAUGGUGAAACUACUUUAGUGCGGAUCGGCGAGUGA